GACACUGCGUCCCUCCCACCCAGGAUGGAGCUUCUCCACAGCGUUGUUAACCUUUCGCUUUCGUUAGGCUUCUGCUAACGAGCUGGCCUGGAGGCAAGAUGUGGCAGGCGCUGCUGCUCGUCCCCCUUCUCGCCUGUCUUCCUGCAUUUGAAUCAACUGGCGCUGGAGCACGUCAAGACAACGAUUCUGAUCCCUUGAUACACAGAGUGCAUAACAAAUUUUCUGCAGUGAGAAAUAUUUCUAAACGAGAUGUUGCAUGUCCACAGGGCAAGUACCAAUCAGGAGAAAACUGUUGUGACCGUUGUGAGCCUGGUUAUGUUAAAGUCAAUGAUUGUACAGCAUCCACUAAAACAAUUUGUAAAAAAUGUGAAGAAGGAAAAGAGUACAUGGAUUUUUCCAAUUACCACUCCAAAUGCUUUCGGUGCAGCUCAUGUGAUACAGAGUACGGUUUGGAAGUGGACAAACCCUGUAACAGUUCCCAGAAUGUAAGAUGCAGGUGCAAGCGUGGCUUUUAUUGCAAUUCCUCAGAACCAUGCCCUCAUUGUGAUCCAUGUACAAAAUGUGAAGAUGGCAUAGUUGUAGAAGAAUGCACCCAAACCAGUGACACCAUCUGUGAAAGAAAAUGGAGCAAGAAGGUGCCAAAGAAACAAAUCAAAGAUGAACAGAAACCAAUGGUGAGUAUCAUUUCUCAAAUGAAUGCAUUCCGCAACAUCAAUUUUCUAGAUAUUGACUUGACGCCUCACAUCAGUGACAUUGCAGAGCAGAUGACCUCAGAACAAGUCCUGAAGUUUGUUCGGAAACAGGGGCUGUCAAACCCUACCAUAGACAAGAUCAACUCGGAUUAUGCGCGUGAAGCUUCAGAGAGGAAAAUAAAGCUCCUUGAGACCUGGUACCAAGAGAAGGGGAUAAAAGGUGCUUAUGGAACUUUAGUAAGGAGCCUGAGAGACCUUAAGGAACGUGUCCUUGCUGAUAAGAUUGUACAAAAUAUGGCUCCCCAUAUACAGAACGAUGCAAGUGCUUAUCAGAACAUAAAUGUGGUCACGUAGAAGACAUUUCCGGCUGUUGAAAUCCAGUUUUUAUAACAGCAGUGUUUACAUGUGUUGUAUGUGUGUGUGUGUGAUUUUAUGUUACCAUUAACCUGAGUUGCUCAUUCUAGAAGUGCUUCAUGGACACACCUGCCUGCAAUUCGGGCAGAGAAGGUCACAGCAUAUGCAAAACAAGCCAGCUGUUCAGUAUCAUACAGAGAGUAACUUUUUGG
Messenger RNA from Heteronotia binoei (common prickly gecko), 1258 nucleotides. RefSeq names its product Fas cell surface death receptor (gene FAS). Bases 99 to 1046 code for a protein of 315 amino acids. The record is from RefSeq and is a predicted model, not a curated record. NCBI's taxonomy places the organism in Eukaryota, Metazoa, Chordata, Lepidosauria, Squamata, Gekkonidae. Gene Ontology annotation, molecular function: protein binding; tumor necrosis factor receptor activity. The transcript is spliced from 7 exons. Gene Ontology annotation, cellular component: CD95 death-inducing signaling complex; external side of plasma membrane; membrane raft. Gene Ontology annotation, biological process: extrinsic apoptotic signaling pathway in absence of ligand; activation-induced cell death of T cells; immune response.